UUUAAAUGUUAACAGAGGGGUGUUUCCAUUUCAUUUAUGUGAACUGGCUGAGAAAUAAGCAAUGGUGAUACCAAUGUGGCAGUUUCUUACUAUUGCGUUAGUUCUUUGGAUGCAGACUAGAAGAAUUGAUUGUCAGACGAUGGAAACUAUUCGGCCAUUAGGAAAGGUGAAAAUACAACCCAUAUAUUUCAAUAGAUCACUUGAUCAAGGGAAGAGAGUAGCAAUCACCCGCUGUGUAUUCCAUGGGCCCCGCGAUUUGACAGCAACAUUUUCUAACAUCGAUGGAACAUUUGAAAAAGGGAAGGACAUUGACAAAGACACUUCAGAAUACGAAGCAGUUUUUCAGGCCUCCAUUGAUGUUCUCAGUUUUUGUGGAAUACGACUUCAUUCUGCGUCAACAUUUGAAUCUUUGACUGCAGAGUUUAACCUCCCCGAGACAAAUAAAUCUAUGCAGACCAAUUUUCCUUUUUCGAGCUGCAAGUUUGAAGUCAAGAGGUCCAGCGAUGAACAAACAACUAACUAUUCUGCUAUUGCGAAAGAGUGCGGAAAUAUGGCGAACAAUGAAAUGUAUCUUUACUUCCCAGUUAAUCUGACUGAUUGGAACAGUGCAAAAUAUGCUCAAGUGUCAGAUGGAGUAUAUCGUUUACCAGAAACUACAGCAAAUAUCGUUAUGAAGACGGGCAAACUGGCUAAUGACGGCGUUGACAUUAACUCUGUCCACUUCUCCACAAUCAUCUUCUACACGAAUAUUUCGCCUAUGUCUCAUUUUCUUACUUGGUUAUUCCGGCUUAUGUAACCAUUAAUCUUACAAAUAAAUAUCGAACUUGGAGUGAAAUAUCCAGUUCAAGAUAAAUUGUGAAAUACAUCUGAAGAGGAUUCGUGUUUGAAAAUUCAGACUAUGUUAACAAUAAUAAAUUCAGUUUCAUUAUCUAGACAAUUUAUUGGGUAAUUUAAACAAAUUAACAUACUAAUUCGACCAAACAAUUAAGCGAACUGCGAGUUUGAUUUUUUUUGGAUGUGGUAAACUUAAAUUUAUUUGCUGUUUAAAGCUGUAAAAUUUAUUUCAAUUUUGCUGUUUGAUAUCAUUCAUACUUGUUAUAAACAAGGCGUUAGACUUAAGGGUUUGCUGUUUGUUUUGUCAUCUAAUACAAGUUUUCGAGGAGAAGCUAUCACCGUGCAGAAUUUUUACAAAUUAUCUUCUAAACUUUUAUUUUUAAAUUAAAUAAAUAUGUUUUAUCAGUUA
Molecule: messenger RNA, 1243 nt
Organism: Saccostrea cuccullata (small rock oyster)
Lineage: Eukaryota; Metazoa; Mollusca; Bivalvia; Ostreida; Ostreidae
Exons: 3
Coding region: 62-796 (244 amino acids)
Source: RefSeq, a predicted model, not a curated record